AGCUCUCUAUGCCCACCCACUUCUGCAACAAAACCACCGAACUUUACAUUUAAUUUCUCAUUCUUUUCACUCUUUCCGCAUCGUCAUUUUCGCCACUCUCAACCCCAGUUCCCCUUUUCUUCUCCUUCUCCGUUCCCCCAUUCCUCUUCUCAAUCAGAAGAAGAAGAAGGAGAAAACAACAACAUUUCUUGCACCUAAUUUUCCCAUUUUCAAUUUACCAAGAAAUGAUGAUUCCUGCUCAAUAUCUCACAAAAUCCCCCACCAAUCCUUCUCCUCCUCCUUUUUUAUACCCUUCUCGUCAUCAUUCUAACACUGGAGUUUCCGUCAUCAAAUGUGAAUCUCAAUCCCCACUGGAACUAAAACCCAACAAUUCCCUCAAUAAGACGAAUUUCAAGACCACGACCACAGGUGCGGGUGCUGGUGCUGUGGGCCCUCCUCCGCCGUACCCGGGCGGAGUGGGGCCUUAUACGGGGAGGGAUCCGAACGUCAAGAAACCAGAGUGGCUGCGGCAGAAAGCUCCGCAGGGGAAGAAGUACGAUGAGGUGAGAGAUUCCUUGUCCAGGUUGAAUCUCCACACUGUCUGCGAGGAAGCCCAGUGCCCUAAUAUCGGGGAGUGCUGGAAUGGCGGCGGAGACGGCGUCGCCACCGCCACCAUUAUGCUGUUGGGGGAUACCUGUACCCGGGGCUGUAGAUUCUGCGCUGUCAAGACGAGUAGGAAUCCCCCGCCUCCCGAUCCUAUGGAGCCUUACAACACUGCCAAGGCUAUUGCUAGCUGGGGAGUGGAUUAUAUUGUUCUAACCAGCGUUGAUCGUGACGAUCUACCUGAUGGGGGGAGUGGCCAUUUUGCUGAGACGGUAAAAGCAAUGAAGAUGCUCAAGCCUGAUAUCAUGGUCGAGUGUUUAACUUCCGAUUUUCGGGGUGACCUAGAUGCUGUAUCUGCUCUAGCUCGCUCAGGCUUAGAUGUUUUUGCCCACAACAUUGAGACUGUCAGAAGACUUCAACGUAUUGUUAGAGAUCCCAGGGCUGGAUAUGAACAAAGCUUGUCUGUUUUGAAACAUGCAAAGCUAGCCAAGGAAGGGAUGAUAACUAAAUCUUCAAUUAUGUUGGGACUGGGUGAAACUGAUGAGGAAUUGAAGGAAGCCAUGGCAGACUUGCGUGCUAUAGAUGUCGAUAUUCUGACACUUGGACAGUAUUUACAACCAACUCCGUUACAUCUUACUGUCAAAGAGUACGUCACCCCGGAAAAGUUUACCUUCUGGAAAGAAUAUGGAGAGUCUAUUGGUUUCCGAUAUGUAGCUAGCGGACCCCUGGUUCGAUCAUCGUAUCGAGCUGGGGAGCUGUUUGUGAAGACUAUGGUGAGAGACAGGGCAAGAAGCACAUCUUCCGCAUCUAGUACAUAGUUUUCAUUUGCUUUAGUAGCAGUAGUCUUGGCAAUGGUGGACUUGAAACACGUUAUUUACUUGAUUAGAACUGCUUCUUUGUCUGCAAAUGGGCUAUGACAAAGUGCGCUUUCUGAGAAGUUGGUCAACUUUUGGUGGUUGCAUAUUCAAUUUUGACAGGGUGGACAAAUAUAUAGGUGGAAGUACUUGUAUUUUCCAUUCUUCAUCUAGCAGGUCAUUUGUUUAUUUUUAUUUC
Molecule: messenger RNA, 1635 nt
Organism: Coffea eugenioides
Lineage: Eukaryota; Viridiplantae; Streptophyta; Magnoliopsida; Gentianales; Rubiaceae
Product: lipoyl synthase, chloroplastic
Exons: 6
Coding region: 225-1400 (391 amino acids)
Biological process (GO): lipoate biosynthetic process
Cellular component (GO): mitochondrion; chloroplast
Molecular function (GO): lipoate synthase activity; 4 iron, 4 sulfur cluster binding
Source: RefSeq, a predicted model, not a curated record